Candidula unifasciata is the source of this 2358-nucleotide messenger RNA. Lineage: Eukaryota; Metazoa; Mollusca; Gastropoda; Stylommatophora; Geomitridae. The record is from the annotation of a GenBank genome assembly.
AUGCAACAGUUGUCAGUUACUACUUUACAAGCAGACAUGCAACAGUUGUCAGCUACUAAUUUACAAGCAGACAUGCAACAGUUGUCAGUUACUAAUUUUCAAGCAGACAUGCAACAGUUGUCAGCUACUAAUUUACAAGCAGACAUGCAACAGUUGUCACAGGCUGUGCCCCCAAACCCUAUUCUCACAACAGCUCAAAGAAGCUUUAAAGGAAUUGCAUGGCCUCAAACCCGGAUUGGGAAAACUGUGGAGAGUAACUGUCCUGAUAGUUUUAGAGGCCUAGUGAGGUGGCGCUGUUUGGACUAUGGCUGGGAAAAACCAGGUCCAGAUUUCCUAGACUGUACUUCUGCCUGGCUAGAGAAGAUGGACACCAGAAUCAAUAAAGUGGUAAGUCUUAUUUUUGAAAACCAUUUUGUCUUCUUACAUGCGCAUGGACCUCUAACUGUUAAAAAGUGGAAGAUGAAGAUGAUGACAGAUUCAGUAUCAUGGCGAAAUUUAUCUCAUCAAGAUCGAAGACGGGCAGCCACUUCCCUGUUUUUGUCCGUCGAAGAUGUCGGUUUUCAUGCCGGCAGACUGAUUGAUGCUGGGUCUUCUGAGCUGACAGUGGAUGAGAAUAUAGUGAUGAAGGUGACAGUUGUGGACACACAAGAAACACACAAUGACAUGACCUUCCCAUCCAGAGAAGACUUGUGGCAGUCCACAUGGCAAGCAGAGGCUGGUUCAGACUCUAUCACCAUAAAGAGUACAAGUCUGAAGAUUGUUGGGAUGAAAGGUGAGAGGCCUGUGAAUAUUGUUUUCACUCUGUAUAAAAACAUGGAGAAUAUGAUGCAACCCCAGACAAAUGCUCUUUCACCAAUGCCAACGGUAUUGUCUGCAAAUGAAGUGGAAAGCUACUACAGCACAGAAACCAUACGAGAUGCCUUCUACACAACAGGGUCUGGUAAAGGCGGUGUGAGAGUGAUCAAUUCUAAGGUGAUUGCUGCCUCCAUCAACAGCACCAAGCCAAGGCGGAAACUAGCAGAGCCACCCAUCAGUAACGAAAGACCACUUUGUUCAUUUUGGGACAUGGACACAAGUGGCCAGUGGUCUCAAGAGGGUUGCCAACUGAUUGACACCAACAUCUCCCACACGACAUGUGAAUGUGAUCAUUUGACUAAUUUUGCUGUUCUUAUGGAUGUCACAGGAGUAAAGUUGUCAUCAGAAAAUGAGCUGGCCCUUCGAGUGAUUACAUUUGUUGGCUGUGUCAUCUCAGUGAUCUGCCUGCUGCUGAGCUGGAUUACAUUUCUGGUGUUCAAAAAUCUACAAUGUGAUCGCAACACCAUUCACAAGAACCUGGUGUUUUGUCUGCUGUUGGCAGAAAUUGUGUUUCUUGGUGGCAUUGCUCAGACUGAGCCAAAGAUUCUGUGUUCGGUGAUUGCUGGCAUGUUGCACUACCUCUUUCUGAGUGCAUUUGCUUGGAUGUGUUUAGAGGGAGUCCAGCUUUACAUUAUGCUUGUUGAAGUUUUCGAGCAGGAAAAGUCCAGAGUACACUGGUACUAUUUGUUCGGCUAUGGGGUGCCUGCGAUCGUAGUUGCUGUCUCUGCUGGAGUUUUUCAUGAAGGAUAUGGAACAGACAGACAUUGCUGGCUAACAACGGAUAAUUAUUUUAUAUGGAGCUUUGUUGGGCCUGCACUUGCAGUCAUGUUGAUCAACAUUGCCAUGCUGAGUAUUGCUGUGUACACCAUGUGCCAUCACUCUAUCAUGUCUGUCACCAUGAGGGACAGGUCUAAGGCUGCCAAGUUCAGUAGCAUGAAGACUUUUGCAUCUCCGAAAUUGCGCUUUCCAGACUUACCGAUAGAGAGUUUUUUAACCGCAUGUCAAGACAAGCUGAGUGACCCUGAUUUUUAUUUAACAGUAGACAUCCCUUUCUUUCCUAUUUACGGGUAUCUCUUAUCUGUCUUCCUUACCCUCAUCUUUCUGUCUCUCAUCAUCUCUAUCUCUUAUCCCUCCCUUUAUCGCUGUUUACAUUUCGCUCAUUUACUUCUAUCCAGCUCAAUUUUUUCCUUCUGCCUCUUGCUUAUUUAUCAUGUGUAUCUGCUUGCAAUUUUGAGCAUCAGUAUCAUAUUUGCUCAAUUCUUUUACAGAUCCUGGGUGAAAGGAGCAGUUGUGCUUGUUGUUCUGCUUGGUCUGACUUGGAUUCUUGGAGUCCUGUACUUAAAUGAAGAAUCAGUGGUCAUCGCUUACUUCUUCACUGUGCUCAACAGUCUCCAGGGAUUGUUCAUUUUUGUCUUCCAUUGCCUGAAGAAUGAAAAAGUGAGUAACAGAGAAACCUUGCAGAUACAUAAGCCUGUAACCUCAUUGCCAUGUUGUUUGAAAUAG